AUGACCGAGGGUUCUAUUGUUCAAUGGAGCAAGAAGGAAGGAGAAGAAAUCGCUCCUGGAGACAUGCUUUGUGAGGUGCAAACAGAUAAAGCCGUUGUGGCUCUUGAAACAGACGAUGAGGGCAUCCUCGCCAAAAUAAUUGUGGAUGCGAAUGUACCAGGAAUUAAAGUAGGUGACUUGAUUGCUGUGAUCGCUAGUCCGGGAGAAGACUGGAAAGAGGUUGCCGCAGCUGCACCUGCUGCGGCACCUCCUACUGAACCUGCCAAGGCAACAGAACAACCUGUAUCUGCCGCACCACAANCGGAACUCCAGAACAAAAGCCUCCUGAAGCAUCUGGUCCACGCUCCUCGGCAAUGGGCCCAGCCGUGCGCGCCCUUCUACAAAAACACGGUCUAG
Molecule: messenger RNA, 396 nt
Organism: Echinostoma caproni
Lineage: Eukaryota; Metazoa; Platyhelminthes; Trematoda; Plagiorchiida; Echinostomatidae
Source: the annotation of a GenBank genome assembly